AUGAAGGGCGCCAUCAUUCUCGCCGCUGCUGGCCUUGUUGCCGCUCAGCUCCCUGACAUCUCCAAUGUCCCCCAGUGCGCUAUUACUUGCCUGCUCCCUGCCCUGAGCAGCACCGGCUGCGACCUCACCGACCUCACAUGCGCCUGCAAGUCGGAGAACCAGGAAAAGAUCCGCUCCUCGGCCACUCCCUGCCUUGAGAAGGGCUGCUCCAAGGAUGACCUCCAGAAGGCCCUCGACGCUGCCAACUCGCUCUGCGGCGGCGGUGUCUCCGGCAUCCCCUCUGGCUCUGCCACUUCCACCGGUGCUGCCUCGACCGGCUCCCAGUCUGCCUCGUCUGGCUCCGCCUCCGGGUCUUCCCCUGCCGUCAUUACCAGCAGUGCUACUCCCACCUCUGGCGCCGGCGGUAUCGUCCCCCCUGUCACAUCUGCUGUCUCCUCCGGCUUCAGCACCGCCCUUCCCGGCAACGGCACCGCCACCACCCGCACUUCCACCCGCAGCGCCUCUGGCUCAAGCAGCGCCACCAGCUCUGGCUCCCAGACCUCCAGCACCGGCGCCCCUGGCACCAACGACGCUGCCGGCCCCGUCGCCGGCGUCAUCGCCGCUAUUGCUGCUGCCGUCUUUGCUCUCUUGAUAGGGCUUGUCUUUGGCAUGCUGAGCCGCGCCCGAACCGUCUUGCAAGUUGCAAUUGGCUAUCAUCUGGUGGCUGAAGACUCGAGCGACACGAAGCUCCAAAAAAGGGUGUUUCAGUGGUCCAUUUCGGAAACCCGACGACGAGACCUUAUCCAGCAAUAUGUCAAGAUCCGAUGGCGAGGCCUUUGGGGCCGUGUCCAGCGACAUACCGACCGACCACUAUCGGCACCUGCGACGACUUCCGCCGAACCCUUGCAUCGACGUAUUCGCAAAGAAAUAUUGAAAGAAAUACCUGCUUUCGAUUCACCUUCUCGUAUUGUGUCGGUAGGCGACAGCCUCGACGUUGUGCAAGCAUCUACACAACAAUAUCUCACAACCAACACAGCCCACACUGCAACGAACAGCAGAGCCAGCCGCAGCCAGCGCCGACUACCUCUUCCGACUCCCAAAUACAUGGCGGCCGACCUCAGCGACGUGCACAUGGCGUCGCCGCCCACGCUGCCCGAGCAAAACGAGCCGCGCUGGGGCGGCUACUCGCGAUUCGAAAUCGAACUCGAGUUUGUCCAGUCGCUCGCGAACCCGUUCUACCUCAACCACCUCGCGUCGCAGAAGCUCCUGACCCAGCCAGCGUUUGUCGCCUACCUCGCCUACCUGCGGUACUGGAGCCGCCCACCGUACCUCAAAUACCUGACGUACCCGGGCCCGACGUUGCGCCACCUCGAACUGCUGCAGCAGGAGCGCUUCCGGCAGGAUAUCAUGAGCCCGGAUCUGGUGGCACGGCUGGUGGAGGAGGGCAUGCGCAGCGCGGUGCAGUGGCACAGGGAGGGGGCGGCCUGA
Beauveria bassiana ARSEF 2860 is the source of this 1467-nucleotide messenger RNA. Its product is annotated as mediator of RNA polymerase II transcription subunit 31. The transcript has 7 exons. The record is from RefSeq and is a predicted model, not a curated record. Gene Ontology annotation, biological process: regulation of transcription by RNA polymerase II. Bases 1 to 1467 code for a protein of 488 amino acids. Gene Ontology annotation, molecular function: transcription coregulator activity. NCBI's taxonomy places the organism in Eukaryota, Fungi, Ascomycota, Sordariomycetes, Hypocreales, Cordycipitaceae. Gene Ontology annotation, cellular component: mediator complex; core mediator complex.